AUGACAGAAACCGUUGUGGUUGUGAAACUGGUGGUGUUGGUCCUCAGAGAGGACGUGAAGGGUCUGCUGGCCGGUCUGACGAAAGAGAAGGGGAGCGCCGCCAUCUCCUCGGCCUACAGCGUUUACUCGUCUCACUGGGGGUCGGCUCCGGAGCCGGCGAUGGUGAAGAAGACGGUGGCCGACAUUGAGACCGACUUCCUGUUCCUGGUUCCCACCCAGAUCGCCCUCCAGCUCCACGCCAACAACUCCACUGGAGCCCGUACCUACUCCUACCUGUUCAACAUGAAGACUCGUAUCCCAGGAUUCCCUCGCUGGGUGGAGGCGGAGCACGCCGAGGACCUGCAGUAUGUGUUCGGGAAACCCUUCGCCACCCCGCUGGCCUACUUCCCCCGGCACCGUGACCUGUCCGGGUACAUGAUCGCAUACUGGACCAACUUCGCCAAGACCGGUGACCCCAGUAACGGCAGCCACAGAGUCCCAGUUCCCUGGCCCGCCUUCACCAAAAGCCAUCAUCCUUACCUGACCAUCAACCACAAGAUCAACAAGAACUCCAUCAGUUACGACCUGAGAUCAGAGUACGUCGCCUACUGGACUCAAACCUACAGCAGCCUGCCGUCAGUCCGGAGGGCCGAGGAGGAGGAGGAGGAGGAGGAGGAGGGAGGGAUGAAGAGGGAGGAGAGGGAGGACUGAGCCGACUGCUUCUGGUUUUAUCAAUAAAUUCUCUUCCUCUGUGGUAAACACGGAUAAUCGAUCCUGCUGUGUGCUCUUCUCUCGUCUAAUAAAUGCAGCCAAACUCUC
This is a messenger RNA of Plectropomus leopardus (leopard coralgrouper), 798 nucleotides long. NCBI's taxonomy places the organism in Eukaryota, Metazoa, Chordata, Actinopteri, Perciformes, Serranidae. The record is from RefSeq and is a predicted model, not a curated record.